AUGCCCAUCUCCUCACUGCUCCACGCACCUGCCGUUGCCGCUGCCGCUGCCGCUGCCGUUGCCGCUGCUGCUGAUUCGGCUGCACCUGAUGCCUCAUCCGGCUGCCGGCUGCCGGCUGCCGUCUGCACAACCAUCAUGCCCACCUCGGUGAUCUGCAAUAGCAUCGCCAAGGCCGCCAGCGCCGCAUGUGCGGGCCACGUACUCCUUACUGUGCCACAUACAUGAAUGCCUAAUGCUACUGCGCAUGCUGUCCGCACAGGCAGGUCUACCAAUGCCUGCCAAUCAUGACUGCUCUGCCACAUGUCCCAAUUCACAUGCGCAUCAUGGACUGCGCAAAGCAACAACAAAAACAACAACAACAACAACAACAACAACAACAACAUGUACAUACAAUUGCAUUGCCUGACGCACUGCUAACUACUGCUUCUGCUGCCUUCAUCUACAUAUAUGUAGGUGCAGACAGCGGGGCAUGUGGAUGUGCGCCUGCAGUAUGCACAAGUUCCCACUGGCAUCAUACUGGUAAGAGUGGACAAACCUGAUUCAUGCGAUACGUCACUUCCUGUCGCCAGGCCCAGGCCCUCACUUGGCGUUACUAAAAGGAAGAAAGCCAUUGAAGACGGUGUGAAUGCCAGACAAAUUGCUAUGCCUCGGCCAGCAGCAACAGCAGCAACAACAUCCUCAUCAGCAUCAGCAUCCAGCCCAACUGUCAUAUUUCCACCAAAAUCCCACCUCAUUACCUCUGCUCACUAUGUGACAAUCAUGCAAGGCAUACCUCCGUUGCACUUAGUAGACAUUCGGCACAACCAUCCUCAUGCGCAAUGCAAACGACCGAUCUGUCUCUAGUCACACAAUGCCCAUCUCCUCACUGCUCCACGCACCUGCCGUUGCCGCUGCCGCUGCUGCUGCUGCUGUUGCUUCGGCUGCACCUGCUGCCUCAUCCGGCUGCCGGCUGCCGGCUGCCGUCUGCACAACCAUCAUGCCCACCUCGGUGAUCUGCAAUAGCAUCGCCAAGGCCGCCAGCGCCGCAUGUGCGGGCCACGUACUCCUUACUGUGCCACAUACAUGA
Spirometra erinaceieuropaei is the source of this 1066-nucleotide messenger RNA. The record is from the annotation of a GenBank genome assembly. NCBI's taxonomy places the organism in Eukaryota, Metazoa, Platyhelminthes, Cestoda, Diphyllobothriidea, Diphyllobothriidae.